This is a messenger RNA of Styela clava, 4346 nucleotides long. RefSeq lists its product as uncharacterized. Gene Ontology annotation, biological process: heterophilic cell-cell adhesion; homophilic cell-cell adhesion. The record is from RefSeq and is a predicted model, not a curated record. NCBI's taxonomy places the organism in Eukaryota, Metazoa, Chordata, Ascidiacea, Stolidobranchia, Styelidae. Gene Ontology annotation, cellular component: adherens junction.
GGUAUGAGAUUGUUGAUACUUAAAAUUUGGUGAUUGUUAUUUAUAUUCAACGGGCGUAUAUAUUUUGUUUCUGUGCUUUGAAAACUUUGUACCGGAAACUGCAUGUUAUUAAUGUGCUACUGUUGAAUGGAAAAUAUACAAUCGAAGAUUGAAGCAACAUAAAUAACCAAGACUGGUUCCUGAUUGGCUGAUUCCCGGAGUGCAGCUUUUCAUUGUGGUCGAAAGGGCGUUAGAUUGAAAAUAUUGUGUCAAGAAAAUGCGUCGAAUAAAUUGUUCUUCUCGGCGUAGAACUUGUUUGAUUUAUCAAAGAACGUUUUUAUUGACAUUACUAGAGUUGUGUAUCUUGUUAGAUGCAACAUUUGGAAAGAAAUACUUAAAAGGACAAAAUGCUACACUGACAUGUGAUACGAAUUCCCUAUCAAGCCGCUCAUCCGAUGGCCCCGCAGCUUAUGUGUGGUUUAAGCACGGGGAAGGGGAUGAAGAAAUAUCUGUGGCGACAUCUUUGUCCGGAGUGUCCCAAAUUAGUGACCCUUUGAUCGGGAGAGCGGAAUUUCGACCGCCUAUUCUGAUUAUACGAGAUUUGAUGGUAACAGAUUCUGCAAUCUACUCGUGUCAGGUGAUUAAAGGUUCAGCGCAAAGUUCGACGACGAAGCUUGAAGUCAAUGCUGUACCCACCGUGAACGUGGAAGUUGCCGCUUUUCCAACAGUGGAUAAAGAUACCGGUCUUUACGCAGCAGCAGUUUGUCAAGCUUCUGGAGGAAAACCGCCAGCAAGAAUAAGAUGGAUCUACACAAACACUGGGGAAACACAAGACUCUGAUGAAAUUUUGGAAGCAGUUGGCGAUGGAACUUACACCAUCAAGUCUAGAUUGCGUCUAACUCCUGGAUUAUUAGGUAGAGCUCCUAAUUCAACUGAUCCGGUGACUUUGGAUGAUUCAAGAAAGAAUUUUACUUGCGUCGUUUCUCAUGAUCAUUUUGAUGAUGAAAACGAACGAAGGGUCACAGUACCAAUAAAUUUGCUACAUCCUCCCGUUGUUACAAUUUCCGUAAAAUCAAAUAAACUGACAUGCAAGGCUUCUGGCAAUCCAGUUCCUGUUGUCAUAUGGACGAGGCCCGAUGGAAGUACAGUUAUUGGAAAUCCCACCAUAUUUGUUGACCAAUCAACUCCAACUAAGUCCAGCGGAAGAUACGUUUGCCUGGCAAGAAGUAGUAUUGCGCCAGAUGCCGUGGCAGCCAUAGACGUACAGAAAUCGAGAGAUUUGCCUACCUUGUUUACAAACACGUUACGAUAUAAUGCCUCACUGCCGGUAAAAGCAAAAGGAUAUGAAAUGGAAUGUUCGGCUGAGCUGGAAGCACUUACAGAUGUUGCGAUUCACAGGGUUUACUUCGUAUGGUCAAAAGACGGGAAAAUAAUCGAGGAAAGGCUAUCGCCCUAUUCUAUUCGUCAAAGCACUGUAGCUGUGUCUCAUGAAAAAUCGGUUGUGACGUCAGUGUUACGCAUGAUUGAAGUUGAACGACCACGUGACGAAGGAUUGUUUAAAUGUAGAUUAUCCCUUCCUGCAAUCGGAACUGGUUAUGUGAGAGCGUUGGAAAGAAGUAUUCAUAUUAAUAUAGAUUAUCCACCGGCGCAUGGAACAGUUGUGACGUCAGUUCAUCCUCAAGCUACAAUUGGAGAACAUAGUGACGUCACUUUGUCUUGCGAAGCGCAGUCAAGUCCACCUAGUUCUUAUCGAUGGUUCUUUAAUGGUAAGCCAAAGUCAUCCGGUUCUCAACUCGUCCUACGUAACACGUCACGUCACGAGGCAGGAAUCUACAAAUGUGUGGCUUUUAAUUACGUGCCAGGAAGUGCGACGAAAGAGGUCAAACUGAUCGUCAACUAUCCACCCGGACUAGUUCACAUCUCAAAACAUGGAAAAUAUUUGAAAUGUUCGACUGAGGGUGGGAGCGUACCACCACCACGUUAUACAUGGCUGCUACCGAAUGGAACUGUAGAUGAUCGUGGCAAUUCAAUGUUGGAGAUCUCAACUUUUGAAGUAACGGUGCCAACUUCUUAUAUUUGUCUUGUGACAAAUGGACUAAGAAAAACGUCAAACGCAACCUAUUCCCUCACACCACUAAAAACCGGAGGAAUCGGCUCACUAACAAUUGGAGAAUUCGUUGUGACUGUAGUUGUCAUAAUUUUAUUGAUUAUCAUUUUAAUUGCCGUCAUUGGUUGGGUUGUUAAAAAACGUGAAUGCAACUCAUCGUCUGGGAUAAAGAAAACGAAAGACACUAAAACUUCUACACUUCUUCAUUACACUGAGCACCCAUACGGUGGUGGAUCACUGGCUGGUAAUCCUGUCCCAACUAACGUAUUUAAUCGAAGACUUUCAGAAGACACAAAGAUUGAUUUUGCCGAAAGUUAUGAAAGUCCAUACCGAAGGGACAGUGCUGAAACAGCAAAAUAUGAUGCAUCGGUACCGAUGCCGAAUGGUAAAUCUACAAUCAUGUCUCCGCAAACUAUGGGAAAACCUUCAUUAGUGAACUACGUGACAUUGACGUCCAGGUCUAAUUUAGCGACGCAGAAAGAAAACGACAAAGAGCAGAACAGCAAGUACAAAAGCGUUGAAAUGCUCGAUGGAUCUGGUGUCGAAAUAUUGGAAAACGCAUCCAUUGAAUCUGCAAACAAAACUAAUAAAAUGAGCUCGGGACAAGUAGGCAUUUUGACCAACUCCCUUGCGAGAUUGACAACGUUUUCUCAACCGCCUAGUGGAUUUGCGGAUCGACCUAUACUAGGAAGUAAUUACAACACAACGCGGAACCCACCGCGGGAAAAGCAGGUUCAAAUUGGCAUGAUCAGAGCGCUGAGCGAAAAUUUCAACCCCGUUCUCUUUGAUGACACCGUGCGACCUGAAAAACACGAUACUGAUUCCAGUGAGGCGACGAGUGGCAGGGAUGACAGCGCCGCGACUACAAACACCGUGUUGCCACCAUCCUACUCAGCGAUGCCAGAUCGCGGAAGAAUUAUGUCACCUCAUCCAGCUAUGUCGACUCCAAUACUUCCAGGUCCAGUGAGGAAUGUCAGAAAUGGUUGUGAAAACGAUGACUACAGUUCUGAUUCGUCGUCUUCGUCUUCCACAAACAGACGAACAUCGUCCGAACACACGCAAACGCCUAUUUCGCAAGGUGGAAAUGUGGCAUCCAACCCAGGAUGUGUUCUUUAUCCUGGAUACCGUUACAAUGCGGUAUCUCACGAACCAUCUCCGACUUAUGCUUUUAGGCCAUCGCCAGUGCCUUCCAGAUGUCAAAGUGUGGAUCCCACGUAUGAUUUGGAACGCACCCCUCCUAUGCCUGAAAUUCCAACUAGAAAUUACUUAUAUCAGCCAUAUUUGGAAGCUAGAUUUGGGGUACCUCUGGCUAAUCAACAAUCAAGUCUUCCAACCGCGGUAGGGAUGCCGUACGACAGCGGAUCCGAAUCUACGAAGUCUUCCAAUAUGGUUAACAACGGUAGCAGAAGAAUGCAAUCGUUGACGCUUGUGUGAGUUAUACACGAGACUAUUUUUUGGGGGAUUGAAGUCUUUAUCCGAUGGGUAAUAAUGCAAUAGGUGACUGACUCCCUGUCGUCACAUUGUGGUUCAAGUAGUUCUGUGGAAGAUAAAUCACGGAUGACCUCAUCUGGGUUUGAAUCGAUAGGAAGACACAACGCUGUUGUAGUAUUUGGCUUCAAUUUAUGAAUGUAGAAAUAAGCGCUAUUUGACGAAUUUGAACCUAGUUUCGCGUAUUCCCAACUUAGUCACUGCCUUUAAUACUGCGAUGUACAUAAGCGAUAACCUUCAACUAACUGAGAAUGGAUUUUUCUGCUACAUUGACUGUUUUAAUUGUUCGCACUCACAUUUGGUGCUCUGGUGAUGACCAAAUUGAACUGAAUUUAUCGCUACUGCUUUAGCAAGAUAUAACGUAUACUUCCGUACUUUUCACUAUCAACCAGUCAGUCGCUUUUAUGAUAGCAAGACUUGGUUUUAUUCUGUGUUCAUUAUAUUUACUCGUUUUUUUUGUUUUUCUAUUUCUUUUGAGUUUCUCCAAUUUCUUUAUAUAGUUCCGAAUGAAUUUUUUUUUCUUUUUGGUGCCCCAACUUAUAAAACAUAUCGUUACGGCUGAUUAAAUCACUGACCAAUCAUUUUGAAUAUGAUCUGACAUAUGGUUGGCUUGUCCUGCUCUCGGCGUGGAACAAUUUGUUGGAGGAUAUUUUUGACACAUUUUUAUCAGUAAAACGUUGGUGUGGGCGAGUUUAUGUAUUUUUCUGUUUAAAUGAAGUUUUUUAUUUUUAGCCAUUUUUAUUGCGGAAUAAAAUCUUUUUAUCUUUUACCU